Molecule: messenger RNA, 993 nt
Organism: Parnassius apollo (apollo)
Lineage: Eukaryota; Metazoa; Arthropoda; Insecta; Lepidoptera; Papilionidae
Source: the annotation of a GenBank genome assembly
AUGGAGUUGGUAAUACUGAAAGCAAGAGUCCAGCUGAAUCGUCUCGUGUCGGCGAGUGAGAGGCGCGAGAGGGUGCGCGAGACGCGCGCGGCGCGCGCGGGUGUCGGCGGCGGCGCGCGAGCGGGGCGCAAGCGCAGCAUGGCCGCCGCGCCCGCGCCGGCGUCCGCCGCGCCCUGGCUCAACGCCACGCUGGCUUACAACGCGACGCGCCCCAACACCACCUUCGACACCGAUUACGACCUACUAAACGCCAGCUCCAGCGACGAACAUGACAAUCACUGGUUCUGCGCUAAGUGGUCGAGUGCACAGCAGGACCUAUUUCAGGCGGCGAACCUAUGUUUCGCUUUGGCGUUUCUUGCGCCAAAAAGCUUCAAGCAAAGCAUACUUGUGCUGCGAGCAUUAGCAGCAGCGGGCGCGGUGCUGAUGGGCAUGUGGGCUGGCGCCGAGUUUUGUGCUCCCGACGUGCUCAUCUGGAGUCUUGCACUCUUGCUCGUCAACUCUAUUCACACUGUCUUCUUAAUUAUAAGAUUUCUUCCACCAGCGCUAUCUUUAGAAUUAACAGACCUGUACCUGAAACUUUUCAAACCACUAAAAGUGAACAAGAAGCACUUCCAAGAACUAACACGGGAGGCGCGAAUAGUUCGCUUGGAGCCGGGCGAGGCGUACGCACUUGAAGAAGUCACACCCGCUGAUGAAAGACUGUCUAUACUUUUAAAGGGAAAAAUGCGAGUGAGCUGUGACGAGACCCACCUCCAUUAUAUUCAACCAUACCAGUUUGUGGAUUCGCCAGAGUGGGAGGCCAAUCGUGAACAAUCUGAUGAUGUCUUCCAGGUGACAGUGGUAGCAGAAGAGGUAUGCACAUGCAUAUGCUGGCCACGUAUGCGGUUAGAGCGCGUCCUACGCCAUCGACCAGCACUUAAGGUUGUGCUUGACUGUCUCAUAGAUGUAUCUCUGCUGGAAGCCAUUGUAGCGGCGCCGUCGUCGCGCCACUAG